AUGACAGCACACCAAAAUGGCAGCAUCUCCACUGAGUUUUCAGACUUCCUUCUGAACUGUUUUGUCAGGUCCCCCAGCUGGCAGCUCUGGCUGUCCCUGCCCCUCAGUCUCCUCUUCCUACUGGCCAUGGGGGUCAACACCACCCUCCUGAUCACCAUCCGGCUGGAGGCCUCUCUGCAUGAGCCCAUGUACUACCUGCUCAGCCUGCUCUCCCUGCUGGACAUGGCGCUCUGCCUCACUGUCAUCCCCAAGGUCCUGGCCAUCUUUUGGUUUGAUCUCAGGUCUAUCAGCUUCUUUGCCUGCUUCCUCCAGAUGUUUACCAUGAAUACUAUUUUUGCCAUGGAGUCCUGCACAUUCAUGGUCAUGGCCUAUGACCGCUAUGUGGCCAUUUGCCAUCCUCUGUCAUAUCUGUCCAUCAUUACUGUCCAAUUUGUAGUCAAAGCAGCCAUUUUUAUUUCGGCCAGAAGCAUCUUCUUGACAGUACCCAUCCCCAUUCUUUCGGGACGUCUCCAUUAUUGUUGGGAAAAUGUCAUUGAGAACUGCCUCUGUGCCAAUAUGUCUGUCUCCAGGCUCUCCUGUGGUGAUAUUAUCAUCAAUUGUCUCUACCAAUUUGCUUGUGGAUGGACUCUGCUGGGACUGGACCUCAUCCUCAUCUUCCUCUCCUACACCCUCAUUCUAAGGGCUGUUCUGAGACUCAAGUCAGAGGGAGCUGUGGCCAAGGCCCUAAGCACAUGUGGCUCCCACUUCAUCCUGAUCCUCUUCUUCAGCGCUGUCCUUCCUUUUGUCUUCACGCUUGUGGUAGAAAAGAAAGUGUCCUCUGAUGUGCCCGUCUUGCUCAAUAUCCUCCACCACAUCAUCCCUCCAGCCCUCAACCCCAUUGUCUAUGGGGUGCGAACCCAAGAGAUCAAGCAAGGAAUCCAGAGAUUACUGAAAAAAGGUUGGUAA
Messenger RNA from Capra hircus (goat), 945 nucleotides. RefSeq names its product olfactory receptor 56A3-like. Gene Ontology annotation, cellular component: membrane. Gene Ontology annotation, biological process: G protein-coupled receptor signaling pathway. Gene Ontology annotation, molecular function: olfactory receptor activity. The record is from RefSeq and is a predicted model, not a curated record. Lineage: Eukaryota; Metazoa; Chordata; Mammalia; Artiodactyla; Bovidae.